Molecule: messenger RNA, 1269 nt
Organism: Bufo gargarizans (Asiatic toad)
Lineage: Eukaryota; Metazoa; Chordata; Amphibia; Anura; Bufonidae
Product: general transcription factor IIE subunit 1-like
Exons: 4
Coding region: 1-1269 (422 amino acids)
Biological process (GO): transcription initiation at RNA polymerase II promoter; transcription open complex formation at RNA polymerase II promoter
Cellular component (GO): transcription factor TFIIE complex
Source: RefSeq, a predicted model, not a curated record
AUGGGAAAUGAAGACGCGAUGACAGAGGUCCCCGCCGCACUGAAACGACUGGCCAAGUACAUGGUUCGUGGAUUUUUCGGACUAGAGCAUUCAUUGACCCUUGAUGUGCUCAUCAGGUAUCCUUGUGUCAAGGAGGAUGACAUUGCUAUGCUCCUCAAGUUUGAAAAGAAGCAGCUGCGAGGAAUCCUCAACACCUUGAAGGCUGAUAAAUUCAUCAAGUGUCGCAUUCGUGUAGAAACUGGUUCCAAUGGAAAGAGUACCAAACAUAACUAUUAUUACAUCAACUACAAAUUGCUAGUAGAUGUGGUCAAGUAUAAACUGGAUCAUGUUCGGCGCAAGAUUGAGUCGGAUGAGAGAGAAUCCACCACGAGGGCUUCCUUUAAGUGUCCUGGGUGUCUCAGCACCUACUCUGACCUGGAGGUGAACCAGCUGUUUGACCCAGUUACAGAGCUCUUUCGCUGUACUUACUGCUAUGCUGAAGUAGAAGAAGACUUCUCAUCAAUGCCCAAAAGAGAUGCGAGGACAUUACUUGCUAAAUUCAAUGAGCAGAUUGCACCAAUUUUUGUGCUUCUCCAAGAGACAGAAGACAUUGUGCUUCCAUGUGAGUUGCUAGAACCGCCGCCAACGUAUAUUCCAGAGCUUGCAAACUGCUAUGAACAGAGUUCUGAUGUGCCAAUGGUUGAUAUGCAAGUGCUCCAGGGGAGAUGGGCAAACAGAACUUCAUCUAUGGACAAUAUGUAUGUCCAGAAUGUGACCAUUAAUGUCCGUGAGACUGAGGUUAGAAAGGUAAAAGAAAAGAAGGGGAAGGAGCAGCCAGUCUGGAUGACGGAAAGUACAGUUGCUGUGACUGAAGCCCAGCCUGAAGAAAUCAAAGCUAAUCUCCCAUUUGAAGAACCAGAGACUGUGGAUGAAAAUGCCAAUAAAGACCAGGGUAAUGACAAUGAAGUGAUAAGGACUCUCUUAAUCCACGAGAUGAAAUCCGGAUCUCUUCCAACUGUCACCAAGAUUGCCAAAAGUGAUUCCGAAAGUGAUACCAGUGAGUCCGACGAAGAGAAAAAACACACAAAGCUGGCUGAGGGAAAAUCCACGAGCAGCGCAGGGCUGGAGGAAGAGGCUGAAGCCGAUGACCCAGUGGUCAUGGUUGGUGGCCAGCCCCAUAUGUACAGUGAGGUCAGUCAAAAUCCAGGUCUAGUGUCAUUCAUGACUGAUGAGGAGAGAGAAGCAUACAUUAAAAUAGGACAACAAAUGUUCCAGUCUGUGUAUGAGUGA